CGUAUGUCCUGUCAUUUGCCUGGUGAGAAUACAGUGUAUUCAAAUGUUGAUUCUAACGUGGAGGAAGUGGUUGAGUCUAGCAGUUCCCAAACCUCAAUGUUGUUAGCAUGGAUGGAUCUCAAUCUUCAGUCAAUGGAUGCACUGAAAUAUACCUUUGCGGAGAUGCCACAAUAUUAUGUAUGGAAUAAAAAAUACAAGAAGUGGCAGCAGCGCAAAAAAGGUACCUGCAUUGCUAGAUUAUAUUACUACUACCCAUCCGCAAAGGAGCGAUACUAUUUACGAAUGCUAUAGCAUGUUGUUAGGGGUUUUUGUUCUUAUGAUGAUAUUAGAACAGUGAAUGGGGUGGUAUAUGAAACAUUCCAAAAAGCAUGUUAUGCUCGGGGACUGUUAUCAGGAGAUUCUGAAUGGAAUGAUUGUGUCCAAGAAGCUUCGCACUGGGCUUCUGGUUAUAAACUUAGAAAACUUUUUGUCACAAUUCUUAUUCAUUGUCAGGUGGCUGAUGUGACUUCUUUUUGGUUAAAGAAUUGGGAAUUACUAAGUGAAGGCAUUUUACAUUCACGACGUAGAGAUCUGAAUUUACCCCAGUUGAAUUUGUCGGAGGAUGAAAUUAAGGAGUUGUGCCUUAUUCAUAUUGACAAAUUGAUGGAGAGAUUUUCGAAGUCAUUAGCAGAUUUCCCUGGGUUGCCUGUUCCCGAUCAGUGUUUGCGUUCACAUAAGGUAAACAGGCUGAUAGAUAUGGAGAUGAAUUAUGGACCCGAUGACUUAGACUGUUCUGAGGAUCGACAUAGUAGACCGUUGAAUGGAGAACAACAAAUCGCUUACGAUAUGGUAUUACAUUCUGUUUAUACCAAUGAGGGUAAUUGCUUUUUUGUGGAUGGAUUUGGGGGUACUGGUAAGACAUUUCUGUGGCGAGCAAUUUGUGAGCAAUUAAGAUUUGAGAAGAGGAUAGUAUUAUGUGUUGCUUCAUCUGGUAUUGCUGCACUGUUCAUGGUCGGUGGAAGAACUGCACACUCAAGAUUUCACAUUCCCCUGGAUUGUGAUACAAAAUCAACUUGCAAUAUUGAGCAAGGUUCUGAGGUAGCUGAAUUGAUUCUCAAUGCUUCACUUAUUAUCUGGGAUGAGGCACCGAUGGCUCAUAAACACAACAUAGAGGCCCUAGAUAGGACAUUGAGGGAUAUUUUCCGAGUUAAGCAUGUUGAUUCUGAGUUGAAGCCUUUUGGAGGUAUGACUAUUGUGUUUGGAGGUGAUUGCCGACAGACGUUACCUAUCAUCACGAAGGGUACACAGACUGAAAUUGUUAAUUCUUCCAUAAAGAGAUCUUAUUUGUGGCGGUCUAUGACAGUAUAGAAGCUAACCGAGAACAUGCGAUUAAAAUUGCCUCAUUCUGAAGCAUCGACCAGGUUAGCAAUCUCAAAUUUUAGCAAAUGGCUUUUGGAAAUUGGUGAUGGUACAAAUAGUAAUAUUUUUGGAGAAUCAAUUAUCCCGAUACCUCUACACAUUUGUGUUCCCCGUCGCAGUGAUCCAAUUCCUGAUAUUGUUGCUGAAAUAUAUGGUCAGUUACUCUCCACUGAAAAUAUGUCAACCUAUUUGGUUGAGCGAGCUAUCUUAGCCCCUCAUAAUGACACUGUUGCGGCCAUUAACAAUUAUGUAUUGGGUCUAUUUCCUGGUGAAGAAGUUUCUUAUUUUAGUUCGGAUUCGCUAGAGAUUGAUGCCAAGAAUCUUCAUGUUGAAGAAGGGGACUACACAGUUGAAUUCUUGAACUCUUUAAAGAUUGGGAAUAUUCCGGAACAUGAGUUGAAAUUGAAGUUGGGGUGCCCUGUUAUUCUACUUCGAAAUCUGGAUCAGAGUACUGGGCUUUGCAAUGGAACUCGGAUGAUCGUUAAGAGAUUAGGUAAGUGGUUUAUUGAGGUCCAAAUUUUGACCGGGACACAUGUUGGUGAUACAGUUUUCUUACCACGCCUAAGUCUAUCGGUCCACUACAAGAGCUUAAAUUUCACUCUGGUUCGAAGGCAAUAUCCAAUUGCACUGUCAUAUGCAAUGACAAUUAACAAGAGUCAAGGUCAAACAUUAAAUCACGUUGGCAUCUGCUUGCAAAGACAAGUAUUUUCUCAUGGACAGUUGUAUGUUGCUAUGUCUCGAGUUACGUCGGAAAGGGGACUCAAGAUUCUUAGCUGUGACUCUCAAGGUAAACCGGUGAAGACUAUGCAGAACAUUGUGUUCACUGAGAUUUUUGAGUAGUGGUUUAUUGAUGUAUUAUGUUUUAUUCGAUUUGAGGACUAAGACUGUCAAAUUUAUCGGGUCGUUACAAUUUGAAUCUUGAGUUCUCAAUUUGUCCAAAUUAUUUUCCUGUUUUUAACAGCCAAUUAUAUGAAAUGUGAUUUAUGCACACUACUUUAUAUUUAAUUGUACCUCAAUUUACUCUACCGAAGGGUAUGCGAGUGUGACCGUUAUAUUGCAAUACGAAGAAGAACUUCCAUAGUCGCAACUGAACUAAACUAAAUUAACACCACAACCCAGCCCACAAAACAACCUAAGCAUGGUUCAGUUAAAUAAAAUAUAGUUAGAGAGGGAAUGCCCAGCCGGAUUUGUUGAAACUAAAUGGCCAACCUAUUCCCAUAAAAAAAAGGCCAACCUACACUACCUUGGGCGGAUCCUUCUCCACUCCCCCACUCCCCCACCUCCUCUACUGCCCAGUAUCCGAUUUUUUGGGAUCUUCUAUGAGGUGAAGGCUGCCGCAUUCCAAGCCAUUAUUUCUUUAUUAAAUACAUUCAUUAUGAUUUUCAUUUCAUGUUAAUUAGUGGUGGUGUGGGCCGGGCCGGCCGGGUUGGCGCAUCAAAUAAUAAUUAGCAACUUUGAGAGGCAAUUUUGGACAAGAAUUGUUGACACAGUCGCAAUUAGCAAUGUUGUUAAAACGGAACCGGACAUCGAUCCGGAUUAGUAAAGGGUUCAAGGUUUAUCAAAUAACCGGUGGUUAAUCGAUAUUAAAAACCGAUCAUAAACCGGUGUUGACUUACUUGGUAGACUUAACAAUUAUUUUCUUUUACAAUUAUUGUUUCACUUAUUAGAGAUAAAAGAAUAAAGUGAGAAUUAUUAAAACUGAAAAAGCAUAAUUUGGGCGGCUGCUAGGUCUUUUUUGGGAAAAGUGAACUGAUUUUUCUUCUCUUUAUAUUUUAUUCUGUACUUACCUUCUUUUGUUUUUGAAUUUUUAAUUGCAACAAAAUAAAAGGAAGGCGCAUGUUUGAUUUUAAGAAGGUGGGUCGUUCCCCUCAAAAAAAAAAAAAAAAAAAGGUGGGUCGUGAGUUCUGUGACACACCCGCCUCUUCAACUCUAAAUGGCCAACCUUCUCCACUCCCCCACUAUCCCACUUUCCACACACACACGUACUCCACUGCAUGCGGCCAAGUAAAUCACGUGUGUAGAAUCACUUUCUCUCCUUUAUAUAAUGGAGAUACCACUUUCUCUCAUGUUACAAUUUCUGUUUACUACUUCCCAUACAAAACACUUCGGUUCCAUUGACCGUACGAAUUGCAUUCAAUAUGGCGGGCCUGCCUCAAUUCAAUCAGUAAGUACUGCUCAUGCAUCCAACAAAUACUACAUCAUGUAAUUUCGAUUCUUUUUCACUACUUAAUGCCAAAACUUACAGUCCAAUAUAGCUUCCCCAUGGUUUUAUUGCUAAUCUGCAAUAUGAUGAUACUCUUGAAAUUUGUGAGCGUGCCGACACCAUCGAUCUCAUUAUGUUGCAAGUGGAUGUCGAAAAUCAGGUAACUAAACAAAUAAAUUUCUUUUUAAUCGUACGCCUUUUGUGGCAUGCUGCAUUUUAUCGAUUUGCUUUGACAAUAUUCGUUUCUGUGUUUACAUCAGGGCACCUCUUUUUUGUUAUUCGGACGUGUAACGAAUUUGACGACGUCCUGGUCCCCUGCAUCCAGAAUCCAUUUCGUCCACCUCACAAUUGAGGACGAAUUCAUUGGUGUUGACAUCGUCUUCCCGUCAUCACAGUUACGAACGAUUGUUGAAUCUGUAUUCAGUCAUGCAGAUGUUGUCAAUGCUGACUAUAUGGCCCUUCUGAACAUGCUUGGAGAACAGACAUUUGAAGUCAUGGUCACAGUCGGUCCCUGGAACGAUGCAUUUGGUUAUUGUGAACUUGUGUUGGUGAAAUUAUUUUUGCCUUUGUUGAAUUGAGUACCAUGUCAUGAACAAUGAGACAAUGUAUUGAGUUUUCUUAUUUUGGACUUGCAUGUUAUUUGUCGUAAUACUCAACUAGAUUAGAUUUGUGAUUAGUAAAAUUUCAUGUAAGUAUUUUUAUUGUGAUUAGCUAAUCUUCAAAUGUAUUUCUAACUUAUUAUGAAUGUUCAUUCAUAUUACAUGUUCGUCUUCAACGAAUUGCAAAAUUGCAACAAUCUUAUGAUAAUAUAAAACAAGACUCAUUUCUCGACACUAUCAUUAUAGAUAUUGUAACUCCAUUUUCUUAAACAAAUGCGGUCAACGGGCCGGGCUAUAGGCUAGUACAUCUUAAAAAAAAAAAUUCUUCUUAACAAUUUUACUUCCGAUUGGAAAGGCUCGUGGAGUAAAGAAAGGAACUUGCCUGUCUAUCAAAACGCAGGAGAAAAAGGACGGAAAACGACGGGAAUGGGGAUGGAGACGUCAAAAAAAAUAAAAUAAAAAAUGUGGCGUCUCUGAUGUGUUCUUCUUGCGGGGAUUGGCGGGAGAGCUAUGGAGGAGAGAGAGAGAGAGAGAGAGGAAUGGAAGUUGCGCCAGGAAACGUGCGACCAAGUCAAAGUCUUCCCUCUCCAUCUCUCUCUCUUCCACUCGCCAGGCGCCAACAUUCUCUUCUCCUCCAUUGUUAAUUAAUCCUCGAUUUCAUAAUACUUAAUUCCUUUGUUAAUCAAAUUACAAUGAUAAUGUCACCGCGAGGGAAGAAAUAAAUCAAAACAAAGAGACAAUUAGAUGACAAUCAUGGUGUUUGUGUCAUAUUCUAACAAAGAUACUCAUUGUUGUUUUUCCCCUUCUUCCCAGAGGUUGUUGAAUAGUGAAGGUUCUUCUAAUUUGUGAUGGUCCUUUGAGUAUAGGACAAUAUUUGAAAAUGGAACUCCUCACUCUUAGUUUUCAUUCAUUUCUAGUUAAAUUGAAAUUAGUAAAUUGUAUAAAAUUCAUAACUGCGCCUCUUUCAAUAAUUCUGGUUAUAGUGAUUAAUUGGUUUUUUUUAAAUAGAAUCGCAAACAUUUUUGUUUAUUGAAAUUAAGUUGGACGAUCUACACAGUGUUGCUUAUAAUUAUCUGAUCGCUCCGGUAUAUUCUCUCUCCAAUUAAAUUUGUAGGAGCGUAGGAACAGAUCUCGAUUAUAUUACAUGUAGUUGAUUAUCUUUUCUUUUUCUUCCAGUACCCAUUAUGAGAGUUUUCAUUUGUACGAUACUCAUCCAAUAUGUAGGGGCGGACCCAGGGAGUUUUGGGGGUGUCCCCGGACACCCCUAAAUUUUGAAAAAAUAAUUAUCCAACUUCCGGUGGUAAUUUACGUAUAGAAAAAAAUUAUAAUUAACAGUCCGGGACACCCUAAAAUUUGAAAAAAUCAUUAUACUACUCUCGUUUGUAGUUUGCGCGUGGGAAUAUAAGUGGUAGUUAGGGUAAUUCAAACUCGGGACACUACUACUAUUAAUAAAUAUAAUUUUCAUUAGGCUACAAAUUUUUUUGUAGUUCUAUUCUAAACACUGUGUAAUAGCAAAAUUGUAGGAAACAUAAAUAUUGGGGGUGGUUAGGGGGUUAGGCAGCCGAUUAGUGACAAGUAGAUUAGUAGGGUAUCAUUAGGUUUUUGGGCUUAUUUCCCUAUAAAUAUGUAUUUGAGUCAUUACAUUGGAUUUGGACAGAAAUCAGUAAUCAAACCCUAUUCAGUUUAUCCCUCUUCUUCUCCAAAUCCAUAAUUUCCAAUUCUAUUCUUCCUAUCUCAAUUUCCCAAUUAUUCUUCUCAAAUCCCUAAUUAUUUCUCUCAAUUCCUAAAUCUCUUUCUAAUCUAUCUAGCUACGUUAAUAACAAGUUAACGCAAAAUCAUAGUUCCUUCAAAAACCCUAGUCUCUAUCUUUAGUUAUUUUCAAAACCUAACAAUUAAUCUAAUUACAAGCUACCCUUAAUUUAUGGAUGUACGACAAGUGUUGAAAGUGUCUUUUCAGCUUUGAGUUACAUCAAGAACAAAUUUAGAAGUCGAAUAUGCAUUUGUUCGUGAAUGAUUGUCUACUAGGAUAUACCGAGACAACUUUGUUGAGCAGUGUAGACACCAAGUGUAUUUCACAAUUUUUUCAGGAUAUGAAAAUACUUAUGAACUUUUUUUAACUUGUACGAGUUGGCUAUUUUCUUAUUUAAGAAUUAUUUAAGAAUUAUUAAUUAUUACUUUUAUUAUUAUGUAUUUUUUAAAGAGGACACCCCCUAUAUAAAAUUCCUGGGUCCGCCACUGCCAAUAUGUGCAUACCUAAUACUUACAAGACCCACCAUUAGGAUGACAAGUGAAACGAGACUUGUUGCCCUACAAAAUCACCAUAAACUGUAUACGUACAGGAUCACGAACACGAGUGUUAUCUAAUUACAUCCAACGACCACGGCAAGCAUAAUUCCUGCAAUAUCGUAUAAACCCUAAUCACCAACUCUUUGUUCAACUAGGAAUAUAAGAACCUAUAUAUAUACUCAAUUUUCAAGCAUUACCAACCACAUUUUCGGAACCCUAUUCCACUCAUAUGGUCGAAAAUCUCAUCAAUCACUCUGAUCCGCAGGCUCCAACACACACACUGCAGAGAUCCGUGCAAUCAUACGACAGGAUCAUGAUGUGUUUUGUCCUCUUCUUCCUCCAAUCAACAAGCUUUUAAAGGCAGACAAGACAUUAACGAUGAGGAAUAUAUAACAGACUGAGUGGAGCUAGCUAGGGUUCGAUCGAUCCAAGUCAUGUGUGUGUGCAGAUGAUGAAGAAGGAGUUGCAAAGCUAGUUAUGAUUAUGGGUAUCAAUGCGCUUUUCUACUUGACUGUGUGUUUGUGCAUUUAGGACAAAGCAUAAGGGUGAAUAAGUUCUUCACAUAGUAAUGGGAGAUGAUCUAGCAACGUCGAGAAAAAGGAACUUAUUCUUCAUGCAUGCUAGCUAUGGCUUCUCUCACAUAUUACGUACGUACAUCAACAGCCAGCCACACAAAUUUCUCCCUUUUGAUCUAAUGAAUUUUUGAAUAGAGGAAUCGUGGAGAUUCGAACAUACAAUCACUUGGAUAAACCAACAGCUUUAUUACUAUAUCGAAAAGCUACCGCCUUAUCUUCUUCUUCCUCUAAACUCUAGCUCUUCAGAAAUUUUCUAUAUAGUAUCAGAUAUUGUGCUAACUCAACGGCGGAUCCAGAACAUAGAAGUGCACUGAGCCGCAUUUUAUUAGAAAAUUAGAAUAGUAAAAAAAUAUAAUGAUUAUAAUUUUUUUACAAUGUAAAUUGUACACGACGGUAUUUUAAUUUAGCGAAUGUAUUAAUAAUGGAGUCCACAUCCAUACCAAUAGUAUACACUGUUUCAAAUAAAAUACUUGAGCAAUCGACUAGAAAUCCAUCGCUCAUUUUGUUGCGCAAAUCAAUUUUCACAUGUUUCGUUGUUGAAAAGGUUCUAUUCGUAUUAGCUGUUGAAACGAGCAGCAUCAACACUAGAUAAAUCAAUCUACAAAUCAAUUUGCAUUGUGUUUCCAUCCCUAUAUCCACCAGCUGCUCUAGUAAAUUUUCCAAGGUAACAAACCUCAUAUAUGUUUUAGUCUUUUACGUUUUAAACUUUUUGAAUUUUUAGGUUUCAUUGUUUUUUUAGACGAAUAACCUUUGGGGUUAGAAUUUAUAAGCUAAAUUUAGAGUAGUGAUUUUGAAUAUGUUCAUCUGAAUUAUCUUUCUAAUUAUACCCUAUCUUAUUUUAAAAUAACAACGACCCGAAUAUCUAAAAUCGAAAAAUUCAUAAGGCCUAUACUAACUACGGAUCCAGAGGAGGGCUGGGCCGGGGCCUGGGGUGGCCACCCCUGGAUCCGCCACUGUGCUAACUAUAGAAGUUAGCGCCAUACUAAUCAUGAGUUGUAGUAUACAUAGUACGAAAUUUGUCCUAAAUAUGGAGAGAGAAAAAUGUCUGCAACGGCAAAUAAUAAGGACUACAACUCAUGAUUAACAUGGUUUGGCAACCUAGCUUACCCAUCCAGCUGUCAUCCUAUUCUCUCAUCAUUAUUUAGUGCCACUACUGUGUAAUUGUACUAAGAUUGACAAUUGGCAUGAGAUUAGAGUUUGGUUGAUCAUGAAGAGGGACUCUUGUGUUUGAACCAUUAUGUUCAUAACUAGUUAUUCCACUGAUUAUUAGCAUGAAAUCAGACUCUGGUUGACUAAAAGAUAUUUUUCUUCGAACUCUUGUAUCAAGAAUUAAUGAGUUCAAUAACUUUUGAAAUGGUAUCAUGUCAAUCGAUUGGUGGUUAAGAGUUCUUGUUUUACAAUAUUAGGACCUCCAAAUACUAAUAGUUGAUUUAAACAAAAUUUAUGAUAGAUU
Molecule: messenger RNA, 8514 nt
Organism: Linum trigynum
Lineage: Eukaryota; Viridiplantae; Streptophyta; Magnoliopsida; Malpighiales; Linaceae
Source: the annotation of a GenBank genome assembly